Messenger RNA from Prunus armeniaca (apricot), 789 nucleotides. Lineage: Eukaryota; Viridiplantae; Streptophyta; Magnoliopsida; Rosales; Rosaceae. The record is from the annotation of a GenBank genome assembly.
AUGUGUGAUGUUGCAGUUGUGAAGUGGUCGGAUUGGAUUGAUAGGCUUAUUCCAAAGUAUGGAGAACACUGGAAAAGGGUUGGCGUUUAUGAUGCCAUACUUCUAUCCAAGAAGUCUGUGAAUAAGGACAAGAAUCUGCUGGCUGCUGGUCUCUGUUUCUGGAAUUCUGCCAACAACACUUUUAACUUCCGUGUCGACCCCAUGACUCCAACUCUACUGGAUAUGGCUCAAAUCUUCGGGUUCAAGCCUCAUGGAAGGCCUGCUGAUGCAGUUGGUGAUUGCCAUAGAAGGAAGAAUUGUGAAAGGCUGGCUAAGAAGUUCACUGUCUCUCCUACCACCAUCAACCAGAACUGCUCCUUCUCCAACUACCUGAAGAAGUUUAGUGUUCAGAGGGAUAGGGAUCCACAACACAUGUUGUUCCUUCUAUACUGGCUAAACAGGUUUGUCUUUCCGAACCAUUCUUCAGCAGUUCUGCAUGAAUACAGGCACAUAGCAGAAGCUCUCCACAACCAUAUUGAUGUGGGGCGUGGUCCCACAGUUUUGGCACAUCUAUACAGGAAUCUCCACACCGCCACUAUGGAUAAUCCUUUGAAUAUUUCUGCUCCUAGUGCGUUUUGGAUGAUCCAGAUCUUGCUGCAAGUGAAUUUCCCAGAAUUGAGGUUUCCAGACAUAGUUCUGCCUGAAGAUCAAGUCAUGGCGCUUCCUUUGAUGUCGGCAGAAGUGUCCAAGAGGUCCAUUGAAGAAUAUCUGAUGUUCUUUAGGCACAACACCAAGAGGGCUAUUGCCUAG